GCAGGCGGGACACCUAGGUGGGCGUCGGGCUGGGUCCCAGCUCCGGCCCAGCGCCGAGUCGCGCUUUCUCUUCCGCGUUCCCAGGCGUCCGGAAGGGAAGGUCCCCGCGAGUCCGCCUCUCCGCCAGUCCCGGGUCGGAGCAGCCUCGGGGCGUCCGGCGGCUGCAGCCGCGCACCGGGCGCACCGGCCAGGAGGGCGUGGGGGAGCGGAGGGGUGCCCCCUGCGGGAAGAUGAGGAAGCCCGACGGGAAGAUCGUGCUUUUGGGGGACAUGAACGUGGGCAAGACGUCGCUGCUCCAGAGGUACAUGGAGCGGCGCUUCCCGGACACGGUCAGCACGGUGGGCGGCGCCUUCUACCUGAAGCAGUGGCGCUCCUUCAACAUCUCCAUCUGGGACACUGCAGGGCGGGAGCAGUUCCACGGCCUGGGCUCCAUGUACUGCCGGGGGGCGGCUGCCGUCAUCCUCAUCUACGACGUGAACCACGCCCAGAGCCUGCUGGAGCUGGAGGACCGGUUCCUGGGCCUGACGGACACAGCCAGCGCCGACUGCCUCUUCGCCGUCGUGGGCAACAAGGUGGACUUGAGCGAGGAGGCACCCGGGGAGGGUGGCCAGGGAGGAGGACGUGACCCCGGGCAGGCGGGUGGGGGCGGCGGUGGCAGCCCGGCCCCCCGGCCGUCCAGGCAGGUGCAGCUGGAGGACGCGGUGGCCUUUUACAAGAAGAUCCUCAAGUACAAGAUGCUGGAUGAGAAGGAUGUACCGGCUGCCGAGCAGAUGUGCUUUGAGACGAGUGCCAAGACCGGCAAGAACGUGGACCUGGUGUUCGAAACGGUGUUCGACAUGGUGGUGCCCGUGAUUCUGCGGCAGAGGGCCCAGGCCCUGCCGCAGACCGUGGACAUCGCCAGCGCCCCGCCGCCCGCAAAGACCAGAUCCGGGUGCUGCUUCUGACGCGCCCCGGCCCGGCCCCGGGGACCCAGGUGGGCUGAGGGGCAGAUCGGGGUCACUCUGUGGGACUGCACGUGGAGGAGGAGCCGGGAGGAAGUGCCAGCCGGUCCCCAAGACAAGGGCCGUGUGACCGGCCCCCUGCGUCCUUCGCUGCCCUGGGAGGUGGGAAGCAGACGGAUCGUCCGGAGAAGCCACCUGCAGAGCCGGGCUCCCUGAGACUGACGUCCCCUCGCUGCCCCGUCCUAACACCUGGCCUCUGACAGGUGUCCCCCUGUCUCCGCACCUGCAGACUCUCCAGGGUUCCUCUUCACUGUGAUUUACCUUUGACCCAGCCAUUCGGUACUUGUCUCUUGAUGCCUCGUAACAAUUCUUG
Molecule: messenger RNA, 1314 nt
Organism: Budorcas taxicolor (takin)
Lineage: Eukaryota; Metazoa; Chordata; Mammalia; Artiodactyla; Bovidae
Gene: RAB20
Product: RAB20, member RAS oncogene family
Exons: 2
Coding region: 231-944 (237 amino acids)
Biological process (GO): intracellular protein transport
Cellular component (GO): endomembrane system
Molecular function (GO): GTP binding; GTPase activity
Source: RefSeq, a predicted model, not a curated record